UCUCGCGGGGUUUAGCGUGGCACUGGGAGGCUGGCCCCGGGGAGGAGGCGGCGUUCCGUUAGUGGCGUUAGGGUCUGGCGGCGGCGGCAGUACUUUCUCCUUUGCUGACGCGGAGCGGUUCAGCCUGGAGCCGGCCAGCUCUCGCCGCCGCCGUCGCGAUGGGGGCGCAGGACCGGCCGCAGUGCCACUUCGACAUCGAGAUCAACCGUGAGCCGGUUGGUCGCAUUAUGUAGCUCUUCUCAGACAUAUGUCCAAAAACAUAAAACUUCCUUUGCCUAUGCUCAGGGGAGAAAGGCCUUGGGAAAACAACUGGGAAGAAGUUAUGUUAUAAAGGUUCUACAUUCCAUCGUGUGGUUAAAAACUUCAUGAUUCAGGGUGGGGAUUUCAGUGAAGGUAAUGGAAAAGGUGGAGAAUCAAUUAUGGUGGAUUAUUUUAAAGGUAAAAACUUUAUUCUCAAACAUGACAGAGCGUUCCUUUUGUCAAUGGCAAAUCGAGGGAAACAUACCAAUGGUUCCCAGUUUUUUAUAACUACAAAACCUGCUCCACACCUGGAUGGGGUACAUGUUGUCUUUGGACUGGUUAUUUCUGGUUUUGAAGUCAUAGAACAAAUUGAAAAUCUGAAAACUGAUGCUGCAAGCAGACCUUAUGCAGAUGUGCGAGUUAUUGACUGUGGGGUGCUCGCCACAAAAUCAACAAAAGAUGUUUUUGAGAAAAAAAGGAAGAAACCAACACAUUCAGAAGACUCAGAUUCCUCUUCCAGUUCAUCUUCCUCUUCCGAAUCAUCUUCAGAAAGUGAAAUUGAACACGGGAGAAGCAGAAGAAGGAAACAUAAGAGGAGGCCAAAAGUUAAACAUUCUAAAAGGAGAAGAAAGGAAGCAAGCAGCUCAGAAGAACCAAGGAGCAAACACAUAAUGAGCCCAAAAGGUCAUUCUGAGAGAAGUGAUACCAAUGAGAAAAGAUCAGCCGAUUCAAAUGCUAAACGGGAAAAGCCUGUAGUCCGCCCUGAAGAAAUUCCUCCAGUGCCUGAGAACAGAUUUUUACUGAGAAGAGAUAUGCCUGUUGUUGCUGUGGAGCCCGAACCGAAGAUUCCAGAUGUUGCACCCAUUGUAAGUGAUCAGAAACCAUCAGUAUCAAAGUCUGGACGGAAGAUUAAAGGAAGGGGUACAAUUCGCUAUCACACACCUCCAAGAUCAAGAUCCUGUUCCGAGUCAGAUAAUGAUGACAGCAGUGAAACUCCUCCUCAUUAAGAGGAAAUGCAGAGAUUAAGAGCAUACAGACCACCUAGUGGAGAAAAAUGGAUAAAGGAGAUAAGUAAGAGCUUUGAGUUAAGUGACCCCUGUUCAAGUCGAUGGGAUGAAAGAAGCUUGUCUCAGAGAUCUAGAUCAUGGUCUUAUAAUGGAUAUUAUUCAGAUAUCAGCACAGCAAGACACUCUGAUGGUCACCAUAAAAAACGCAGAAAGGAAAAAAAGGUUAAACAUAAAAAGAAAGCAAAAAAGCAAAAACAUUGCAGAAGACACAAACAGAAAAAGAGAAGAGUUGUUGUACCCUCUGACAUUGAAUCCUCAAAAUCUUCCACUCGACAAAUAAAGUCCUCUUGUGAUAGAGAAAGGAGAUCUCGAUCUUCCUCCUUUUCAUCUCAUCACUCAUCUAAGAGGGAUUGGUCUAAAUCUGACAAGGAUGACCAGAGCACUUCAACCCAUUCCAGUAGAGACUCCUAUAGAUCCAAGUCUCGUUCACGGUCAUAUUCUAGAGGAAGCUCAAGAUCAAGGACUGUAUCAAAAUCUUCAUCACAUUCUCAAAGUAGAUCAAAGUCCAGGUCGAGUUCCAAGUCAGGACGCCAAAGGACAGCAUCAAAAUCACCCAGAAGGACAGCUUCUCAAUUAAGUGAAAAUAAACCAGUUAAAACAGAACCUUUAAGGGCAACAGUACCACAAAAUGAAAAUGUAGUAGUACAGCCAGUGGUAGCAGAAAAUAUUCCUGUAAUACCAUUGAGUGACAGUCCCCCUCCUUCAAGGUGGAAGCCUGGACAGAAACCCUGGAAACCCUCUUAUGAGCGAAUUCAGGAAAUGAAAGCAAAAGCAACCCAUUUGUUGCCCAUUCAAAGCACUUACAGUUCAGCAAACAUUAAAGAGACUGGUAGUUCAUCGUCCUACCGUAAAAGAGAAAAAAAUUCAGAAAGUGAUCGGAGCGCUUAUUCAAAAUACAGUGAUAGAAGUUCUGAAAGUUCACCGAGGUCAGGUAGCAGAUCUUCUAGGAGUAGAUCUUAUUCUAGAUCAUAUACAAGGUCACGUAGUCUAGCUAGUUCACGUUCAAGGUCUAGGUCCCCAUCAUCUCGGUCUCAUUCACGAAGUAAGUACAGUGAUCGUUCACCAUUCAGUAGAUCAUCUUCAUACACUUCUGUUAGUAGUAAUGAUGAAAGACGAGCCAAGAGGAAAUUUAGAUCCAGUGGAAAAAAAAACAAUACUUCAAAUAAAAGGCACAGCAGCAGCUCUGAAAAGACACUUCGCAGUAAAUAUGUCAAAGGUAGAGAGAAGUCUUCAUGUCAGAGAAAGUAUAGUGAAAGCAGGUCAUCUUUAGAUUAUUCUUCAGACAGUGAACAGUCAAGUGUUCAGGUUACACAGUCAGCCCAAGAAAAAGAGAAGCAGGGCAAAAUGGAAAUAAUGAAUGACAAGCCGGAAAAAAGCAAAGAUGAAGAGAAACCCAAGCCUGAACGGGAAUGCCCUCAUACCAAAAAAAGAACUUUGAAAGAGAAUCUUUCUGAUCGCUUUAGAAAUGGCAGUAAGUCCAAACGGAAGAAUUAUGCUGGGAGUAAAUGGGACUCUGAGUCAAAUUCAGAACGAGAGAGAACUAAAAACAAAAAUGAUUCCCGGCAGUCUUCUGAUAAGGAGGAAGGUGAGGCCACAUCGGAUUCUGAAUCAGAGAUUAGUGAAAUUCACAUCAGAGCAAAACCCAAGACAAAAUCUUCAGCAAAUACUUCACUGCCUGAUGAUAAUAGUGCUUGGAAAUCAAAUAAACGACGGCCGUCAACUUCUGAUUCUGAGGGGUCCUGUUCCAACUCAGAAAACAAUAAAGGAAAGCCACAGAAGCACAAACAUGGGUCAAAGGUAAAUCUUAGAAGGGAACACACCAAAAAAGCAAAAGAGAAACUGAAAGGGAAAAGAAAAAAGCACAAGGCUCCAAAACGAAAACAGGCAUUUCACUGGCAGCCUCCACUGGAAUUUGGUGAAGAAGAGGAGGAGGAGAUUAAUGAAAAACAAGUUAUUCAGGAAUCAAAGAAAAAACCCAAAUCCUGAAAACAGUGAACCAUAAAAGAUAAUACUUCAAAAACUGAGAAAUCCUGUGAUGAGGUCAGCCUUUCAGGUAACCAUAAUACAAUGACUAUGUCAUCAGAUCUUGAUCAGCUUACUAAAGGUGAUAGUAAGCCCAGCACUUGUCCCACUGCUUUAAAUACUGAGGAAAACGCUGCCCGUUCUUCCCCAAACACCCAGCAGAUUGAAGAAAGUGUUCCAAGUGGAACAGAGGAUGUGCUUCAAACAGAUGAUAACAUGGAGAUCUGCACUCCUGAUAGGAAUUCACCAGCAAAGGUAGAGGGGGCUUCCCCUGUAGCAAAUUCAAGGCUUGACACUCCAGAGAUAAAUGUGGUACUGAAGCAGAACAUACAUAUAGAACAUCCUGAAACAGAGGAAGCAAAACAAGAAGGCAGUGUGUCUGAAAGCAAAACCAUCGGUGAAGUGGGGAAACAGGAUAGCAGCUCUGCCAGCUUGGCCAGUGGUGUAGAAAGUACUGGGAAGAAGGAGGUGGCUGAGAAGAGCCAGAUCCACCUCACAGAUAAUAAAUGGAAGCCCCUGCAAGGUGUGGGGAACCUGGCAGCACCUACAGACACGUCUAGUGCUGUGGAAGUGAAGGCAUCGACUGCAGUACCUGAAAUGAAACCUCAGGGCUUGAGAAUAGAAAUUAAAAGCAAAAAUAAAGUUCGGCCUGGGUCUCUAUUUGAUGAAGUAAGAAAAACAGCUCGCCUAAACCGAAGGCCAAGAAAUCAGGAGAGUUCAAGUGAUGAACAGACGCCUAGUCGGGAUGGUGAUAGUCAGUCCAGGAGUCCAAGUAGAUCUCGUAAAUCUGAAACCAAAUCACGACACAGAACAAGGUCUGUCUCCUAUAGUCACUCCAGAAGUCGAUCAAGAAGUUCUACAUCAUCUUAUCGAUCAAGAAGCUAUUCUAGAAGUCGGAGCAGAGGAUGGUACAGCAGAGGCCGAAGCCGAAGCCGGAGCAGUUCCUACCGUAGUUACAAAAGUCACAGGACAUCCAGCAGGAGCAGAUCCAGGAGCAGCUCGUAUGAUCCCCACAGUCGGUCCAGCAGGUCCUACACUUAUGAUAGCUACUACAGCAGGAGUCGGAGUCGGAGUCGGAGCCAGAGGAGUGACAGUUACCACCGAGGCAGAAGUUACAACAGGAGGUCCAGGAGUUGUAGAUCUUAUGGCUCUGACAGUGAAAGUGACCGAAGUUACUCUCAUCACCGCAGCCCCAGUGAAAGCAGCAGAUAUAGUUGAAAACGUCCCUUUUUGAUACAGAUUAUAUCUUAUAUGUAAAUACCUGAUAACUUAAAAGUUUAAGAAACUUAAUGGCAGUCUGUUGUUCUAUUUCAGUAUUAGAGAUGAAUUUCAAAGACACUUAAUUGUUAUUCAUUUACAUGUGUAGAAUAAUUUAAAAUACAGAUGUCUCCUAGAAAUAUUUUUAUGCCACAUUUUACAGUAGCUGACUUUGGAAUUUUCAUUUUCUUGAAUCAAGAAAUUGUGAAAUUGAUGUAAGUAUAAUUUGCAAUAUUAUUUUAGGUAGACUACUUCUUUUCAUCUCAUGUAUUCCUAAGAAUACAGAUUCUUUUUGCCCAUUUUUCAGGUUUUAGCAUACAUGCUGCCAAGCAUAGAACUGUGAAGGAGAACUGUUAAGGCAGCCAAAUGUUUAUAUACCAGUUGUACAGUCUUGUAAAAACAAACCACCCAGAAUCCAUACCAGUGGUAACCAGGAGCAUAAGGCAGUGUGGCUCUGGGGUUCUUAAUUCAUACUUUGCUUCUGCUGGCUCAAUCAGGAAGGCAGUCAUCAUACUGCCCACAGUCUGCAUUACUUCAGGCUGGUGGACAGGGUUAGGAAGAGAAAAUCAGCCUUAACUAUAAAUACCUGCACUGUCUCUAAGGAAUUAGUAUUUUAUGUGCUUUUUAAUAAAGACUAUCAGAAGUUUCAAUUAUAACAAUUCUAUUCCAGUUCAUGCUUUGGUGCUUGGUACCUUGUGGUGCCUCUCUAAGCAUUAUUCUUGUAUAUUCCACAUUACAAUACCAUGAGAGAGAAUAAGAAAUUUCUUUUUAAAUCACUGGCACUGAAAAUGGUUUAUUCUGAGCUGUCUUCACUUUCAAUAUUUGGGGUGCUUCUCUGAAACGUAACGUGGGUUAGGGCUCCCCUGGAGCAAGCAGGAUUGGCAGUUGCGGGGCGGCCACUUAGGUCUAUACGUGUGUGUGCUUGUGGAAGAGUGGAUUGGAAAGUGAACUUCUAGAAUAACACUGGAAUCUUAGCUGCCACCAUCCUGGAGACAUUUUACAGACUUUGAAAUCUUUCAAGUAAAGAAGGUACCACAGCAGCAGCAGCAGAACAGCCCUAACAGCGUGUUUUUCUCAUUGUGGUUGCAACCCCAGUGGUUCAGUAAAGCCUUGCCUGACCUGAGUGAACCAGAAAAGAGGGCUGUAGAGUACGGUAUAAAUUGCAUAUUUCCAAGGCUUUGGGUGUUCCUUCAAAAAUAAUUGGAGCUGCGAAAACUAGUGUUGAUUUUUUUUUUUUUUUUUCUUUUUAAUCCCGAGUUUGAGUUCUCCCCCCAAGUGUACUUAAUCACCUUAGUGCCAAUUGAAUCCAGUUAUGCAGAAGAAAUUCAUUCUGGGUGUCAGUGUAGAAGCUGUGCCAUUCUGCCCCAGGCCUUGCCUGGUGUAUUUGGGAAGUGGAAAAGAGUCCUCAGCUGGAGGGAUACAACCACCCUGGGUGGAUGGAAAGGCUUAUAUUGGAUGUGUUAUAACUCUCAUCUAGGACCUGGGGAGUGUAGCUCAGGGGUGCAUCGUGUGCCGGAGUCCCAGGAUUCAGUCCCCAGCACCAAAAUAUAUAUAUAUAUAUCGCUGUCAACUUUGGGAGGUAGAUAAACCAGGUUAGGUGGUCCAUUGUUUAUCAAGUCAGAAGAUAGAAGUACUUUAGGAACCAGAACUAAAUAAAAAAUCAGUACUGAUCAUGCAUACAAAACGUGAUCCAAAUUAAGGGUUUUCAAAUGUUACCUGCAAAGGAGAAUAUUGUUUUAAUACACUAGUUGUGGGAAAAAAUGCGUUCAGAACCCAAACAGAAAUUGCCAAAUCCAAUUAGGUUUAGAAAAGUUACUCUUGGGCAGUGUAUGAGUUGUUGUUACUGUAUGACAAAUUCUUCCAAAUUUAGCAGUUUAAACAACACCCAUUUUUUUGGUUCAUAAUUCUGUAGCUUGUGGGUCCGGCGUGGUAUGGCUGGAUUUUUAAGUCUCACAGGCUGACGUCAGGGGUUCCUUGAUGAAGGCUCUGAGGAAGACUCUGCUUCAGGCUUGUUCAGGUUGUUGGCAGAAUACGUUCUUUGCUGGCUCUCAGCCAGGGCCUCUUGGCUCCUUUAAGGCUGCCCACAUUCCUGCUGGUGUGGGCCCCUCCAUCCUCAGACCAGCAGAGGCCCUUCCAGUCCUCCUGCUUCUCAUGCUACAAAUCUACCUUUCUCUUGUUUUAAGGUCCAGGUGAUGAGAUCAAGCCACAAGUCAGUUGUGCCAUAGAAAUGAUAUAAUCACAGAAGUGAUAUCAUAUUCACAGGUUCUGGGGGUUGCUAGGGCAUAGAAGGCAGAGAGGCAGUGGCUUUGCCUGCCUUAGUUGUGGGUGGGAUUUUAUCCUAAAAGGGAAGAAGCCUCGUGUGUUUUCUCCAGACAAGGAUGGCCCUCUGCUGCAGCAUUCAACUUGUGUGUUUACUGAAGUGAGCUACAGAAAUAGCUUUUCUUCCUAAAGGGGAUUGUUCUGUAUUUUGAAGUUAUUUUUUAAUAAAACUGAAUUAUGUUGUAUAAUGUGCUUCUUAAUAGAAAAUGCAUUAUUGGACUGGUUUUGUAAUGUCCUGUUUACUGCAAAUGAAAUAGCUGGUAUUGUUCAAAAAAAUAUAGAAAAUACUUUUGUACAUACUAGCAAUGUCUAAUUUGUAUACACUUCAGUUUCCCUAAAACUUGAAAGGGGGACCUUGUAGAAAUUAAAAUAUAUACUUAGUCUA
Sciurus carolinensis (gray squirrel) is the source of this 7290-nucleotide messenger RNA. It is a transcript of the gene Nktr, whose product is annotated as natural killer cell triggering receptor. Gene Ontology annotation, molecular function: peptidyl-prolyl cis-trans isomerase activity. Gene Ontology annotation, cellular component: nucleus. The record is from RefSeq and is a predicted model, not a curated record. Gene Ontology annotation, biological process: protein folding; protein peptidyl-prolyl isomerization. Lineage: Eukaryota; Metazoa; Chordata; Mammalia; Rodentia; Sciuridae.